AUGUCGGCCACGGAUCAGAUGGAACGUUUCGCUUUGGCUGAGAACCCUCUUGCGGUGGCCGAGAGCUCCCUCGUCCUGCCUCAGGACUCCCGAACCGUGACUGAGCCUUCGGCCUUGAACGAUCGUUCUGGCCCCGCCCAAUCUGCCUUGGUCCAAUCUGCCAUGAUUGACCACUCUGUCUUGAUUCACCAACCCGACCCCAUCAAAGGACCCGUUGUUGAACCCCUUCAAGGAUUUGCUGUCCCCCCUCUCCCCACUCUCCCUCCUCCCACCCAGGCUGACAAUCUUCCACCCUACGUCUGGACUCUCAUCCCGAACAUCCGCAAGCUGUCCAAGAAAUGGGACCAGGAUUUGUGGCUCUGCCGCGUUAAGGGCACCCUCCACACCCUCGGCAUCAAGGAUGUCAUCUCCAAGUACCUCGACCGCCCCGAUGAGUCUCACCCCAGCUACCAAAACUGGAAGAGAUGGUCCCAGCGCGUCGACAGAUGGCUCUUCACCAAUGUCGGAGAGAAGAUUCGGUUCCGUCUGCAGCAGAUCAACCCCCUCUUGAGUUCGCCGAUGUGA
Penicillium canescens is the source of this 564-nucleotide messenger RNA. RefSeq lists its product as uncharacterized. The record is from RefSeq and is a predicted model, not a curated record. Lineage: Eukaryota; Fungi; Ascomycota; Eurotiomycetes; Eurotiales; Aspergillaceae. The transcript has a single exon. The coding region runs from base 1 to 564 and encodes 187 amino acids.